AUGGUCUCCAAGAUGUCUAUGCCAGCCAGCGCCACGGACUCUAGAUCCACGGCGCGAGUGUUGACGGACAACUUGUUCGUCGAGAAAGCCUCAGGCCUCACGGACGCUGAAGUGCGUCAGGCAGUAAAGACGUGGCUUAGUGUAGAGGACGACCCAGAGGUGUUGGAGGAAGAAAUAGCAAUGGAACUGCAGGCUGUAGACGAGCAACUGGCCGGCGUAACCCUCGAUGACGAUGUACCCAGCGAAGAGGAAGACGACGACGGUAGGUCAGAGUCGUGCGUGACAACGUCGCUUACAGAGGCCGACGUCCGCUUUCGCCUCGAGGAGUGCCGCUCCUUUUUGAAUGCGAAAGGGAAGGACGGCGAGUACAGCGAAACGCUGUACCUUCUUUCGAGGACUGUGCAUUCGUUCACUCACGAAACUCAAGUCAACCGAAGAGCGAAGCAGGGGGGUGAGGUGCAGGCCACUCUUGGCGAUAUGUGGGGGCGAUAGUUUUUUUUUUCGGGAGCCGGAGGGCAUACAGCGAUGGGCUCUUUUUUUUUAGACUCUAUCNGACGUCCGCUUUCGCCUCGAGGAGUGCCGCUCCUUUUUGAAUGCGAAAGGGAAGGACGGCGAGUACAGCGAAACGCUGUACCUUCUUUCGAGGACUGUGCAUUCGUUCACUCACGAAACUCAAGUCAACCGAAGAGCGAAGCAGGGGGGUGAGGUGCAGGCCACUCUUGGCGAUAUGUGGGGGCGAUAGUUUUUUUUUUCGGAGGGCAUACAGCGAUGGGCUCUUUUUUUUUAUUGCUUCAUCUUCACCGAUAAUUUAGCGUUGAUGUCCAUCUGAGUUUCGUGUGUAGGGUGUUUGUGUCUCUAUCGCUUAGGAGAUACUGAAGUAUCGUGUCAAAGUUGGAACCGCUGUGGUGAAGGAUGUGUCGGUGAGGUUUUCAACAUCAGGAAAACGAGAAGAAAAUAAAAACAACACAGCAGGCAGCAGUCGCCACACAACCGAGAGAGUGCACUGCAGUCAUAACAAAACUAUAUCCCGCAACAACCCACAUGUCGGGAGCAUAUUAUUGCGGGCGGUGGCGCGGUAACUUAAAACAUGGUUUAUAAUAUAUAAAUAUAUAUAUAUAUAGUGCAUUCCACUUUCAACCACGGCUACGUUGUGAGCGGUCAGAUUUAUGGAUCCUCGUUUCGUUAUAAGUUACGUGUUGCAACGGCGCGUCUUUUGAUGUAUGUUAUGCCUCCAUCGGCGCCGGGGGUGGUGCGUUAUCGUCCCCGGAAUCUUAAAGACGAUUCCCCGCGUUAAAGACGCUUUGAAAAAAAAAAAACGCUAUGCGUCUUUAAAGCGGGGACGACUGUAUUUGUAUUUUUUUCAGGGUACACCUCGGUACUAGUUUUUUAGGCGGAUCCAGGCGGGGCGGUACUGCAAAGUGGCGGUAUUUUUUUGGCGGUUGGCGGUAUUUCGUUUUCCGGCGGUACCGCCUUUGGCGGUUCCCGGUACCACCCGAAUGUGGCGGUACUUU
Ectocarpus sp. CCAP 1310/34 is the source of this 1511-nucleotide messenger RNA. The record is from the annotation of a GenBank genome assembly. Lineage: Eukaryota; Phaeophyceae; Ectocarpales; Ectocarpaceae.